Molecule: messenger RNA, 414 nt
Organism: Cornus florida
Lineage: Eukaryota; Viridiplantae; Streptophyta; Magnoliopsida; Cornales; Cornaceae
Product: ethylene-responsive transcription factor LEP-like
Exons: 1
Coding region: 1-414 (137 amino acids)
Biological process (GO): regulation of DNA-templated transcription
Molecular function (GO): DNA-binding transcription factor activity; DNA binding
Source: RefSeq, a predicted model, not a curated record
AUGGAAAAUCUUCCCCAAGUGUGUAACAGAAAUCAAAGGAGAAGGAGCUCCAGACACUCCACCGGAUACCUCGGAGUACGCCGGAGGCCGUGGGGCCGAUACGCCGCGGAGAUUCGGAAUCCGUAUACCAAAGAGAGACAUUGGCUGGGCACAUUUGACACUGCUGAGGAAGCUGCAUUGGCUUAUGAUCUUUCAUCCAUAUCUUUUAGUGGGAUUGAAAGAGCUCGGACCAAUUUUUACUACCCGUUUUCGGCUCCUCCGUCGCCUUCACCACCACCUCCGCCGCCACCAACACCGGAAUUGGAAGAGGGUGGCCAGCAUUGCAUGGAGAUGAGUUCCGUUGAAGAUGAUGAGUCUCUUGUCAUUGCGUCCAUCUUACAGAGUUUUUGCCAAUCUAGUAACCUUUCAAUUUAG